Anolis sagrei ordinatus is the source of this 1294-nucleotide messenger RNA. NCBI's taxonomy places the organism in Eukaryota, Metazoa, Chordata, Lepidosauria, Squamata, Anolidae. The record is from RefSeq and is a predicted model, not a curated record.
CCAAUCCAUUCCCAGUAUUUCAGGCCAGUUGGAAAGUAUCAGAAAAAGGGACAACACUGAAUAAGAGAACAUCAUGCGCAGGAAUGGUUUGAUAUUCAGGUUGCUUGGUAUAUUUCACCUGCUGCUCUCCUUCCAUUCUGGGGACAUCUCAGCAACUACAAUAGAACCCCCGAGAGAGUUUCAAGAACCUCCGAUCUGCAGAGGAGAGUCUCCACAGCUGGAUGACGAGGAUGAUGAAGAUUUUGGUGAUGAACCUGACGAUGGAUCUAUCCCAAGCGCUCCUUUCUGGACGGUUCCUGCCAAGGGCGGUCUUGAUAUCGAGCGGAUACACAUAGGUCCUGUUCCAGUUGGAAAGAGUGCCACAUUUCGUUGCCAAGCCAGUGGCCAUCCAUUGCCUUCCAUCACUUGGCUGAAAAAUGGCAAAAGGAUCACAGAACCGGAUGUAUUGAGCCGCAUGAUACUACGGCCAGAACAUUGGUACAUGGUGAUAUUGAAUGUCGCUCACUCCGACGGAGGGAAUUACACCUGCCUAGUGAGGAACAGAUACGGUGUCCUUUGCCAUACCUACUACUUGUCUACUGGGGAUGCGAUCCCACGCCUGACUUUGGAGGAGGGUUUGCCAGCCAACCAGACUGUGGUGGUUGGGAGUGAUGCGGAGUUCACUUGCAAAGCUUACAGCACGAGGCUCCUUUUUAUGCAAUGGCUGAAACCUAAAGAGGUCAAUGGAAGUAAAUUUGGGCCAGAUGGGUACCCUUACAUUACCAUUCUCAAGACCACCAAUAAAACGUUUGAUGUUCUCCAUUUGCACAACGUGACAGCCGAGGAUGCUGGGGAAUACUCCUGUUAUGCUGGGGAGAAGACAAGUUUUGCCUUUCGCUCUGCUUGGCUCACUGUCUUACCAAAAGAGCCUUUGGUUCAAUCCGACACCGAGGACUUAGCUUCGGGAUUCAACAUGCUUCGGGACCUUCUGGACAAGAGACUGCUUUCUCUGGAAAGACGUCUUUCUGAGUUAGAGAAACACGUCUUCAGUGCAAAGAACAGACACAACUAAGAGUCAAUGAAGACAUGAAGGCACCCACUCAUUUGCUAAAGUGGCAAUUCUCAUUUCAUGCCUUGUUUACAGUAUUACUGGUAUAGUUUCAAAAAACAUGCCUGCUUUUCAAAUGUUAGUACCUUUGGAAUAAUUACCAGAACACAAUGAGAAGCAAGCCGCAUUAUAUUUUUUUAGAUACAGAAAAGGCUUUUGACAAUUUGAACUGGGGGUUCCUCAGGGUUCAAUACUGUCUCCCAUGUU